GUUGUGCCUGGCUAGUAAUUACAUGAAGAUGGCAGCCGCUGGCUUCGUUGCGAUUCUUGCCAUUUGUUUGGCUUUAGCACCUUCAUUUUCCUAUGCUUACGAUGACGCUCCUUUACAGGAUUUCUGCGUUGCUGUGCCUGAUGCAUCUGCAGCUGUGUUCGUGAAUGGAAAGAUCUGCAAGAACCCAAAACAGGUAACUAGUGACGACUUCGUCGGAACGGGCUUUAAUGUUCCUGUAGACACCAACAACUCUCUUGGAUCUGGAUUUAAGCUGGUUGACGUUAACGUAGUGCCCGGCCUUAACACUCUCGGUCUCAGUCUACUUCGUGUAGACUUUGCACCAGGUGGUGUCAUACCUCCUCACACGCAUCCUCGUGCUACUGAGGCCGUCGUAGUAAUCGAGGGCACCAUCUAUGCUGGUUUUGUCACCUCCAAUCCAGCUGAUAACACGAAAAAUAGGUUAUAUGCUAAGAUUUUGAAACCAGGAGACAUCUUCGUCUUCCCGAUUGGCCUAGUUCAUUUUCUAAGAAAUGUGGGGAAAACAAAGGCGAUGGGGAUUGUGGCUUUCAAUAGCCAAAACCCUGGUACCAUCACAAUUGCAAAUGCAGUUUUCGGGACAGAGCCACUUAUUUCUCCUGAAGUUCUAACUAAAUCAUUUCAGCUGGACAAGAAGGUGAUCGAGUCCCUCCAGUCAAAGUUCUAGUGGAGACAUGUUUUUGUCAUCGUCGGAGGACAAUCCUUUGUGUUUUGUUCCCCAUCCAAAUUAGACUAAUGCUGGAUGUGUAAUUUAUAAAAUUUUUUUUUAGAGUUCAACGUCUGUAUUUCAAUGAAGUUUCUUGUAUUCUGUGCUUGAAGGAUACAAGAUAGGAGCUAAACCUAGUGUUAAGUUGUUUGUAAAAUUUUAAAUUUGUAGGAAAAAGUUUAUGCAAUUCAUGUUAUUUCA
Messenger RNA from Coffea eugenioides, 943 nucleotides. RefSeq names its product germin-like protein subfamily 1 member 7. Gene Ontology annotation, molecular function: manganese ion binding. The record is from RefSeq and is a predicted model, not a curated record. Gene Ontology annotation, cellular component: cell wall. Bases 23 to 703 code for a protein of 226 amino acids. The transcript has 2 exons. NCBI's taxonomy places the organism in Eukaryota, Viridiplantae, Streptophyta, Magnoliopsida, Gentianales, Rubiaceae.